AUGUCGCCGUACGCCGACGGCCUGCAUAGCGUCAUCACGCAGCAUCGGAAAGUUACGCCGAUUGUGUACGGCAGAAGCAAUGAAAAGGUUCGUGAGAAGCUGCUUCGGGACAAAGGAUUGACCUUGGCGAAAGCCGAACAAGUGUGCAAGGCAGUGGAACUAGCCGCUGCACAAAAAGAGGUCUGGACACAAGAACGGCAGGUCGACCCGGUAAAAGAGAGUUGGCCUACCCGCGAACGUCGGACAGAAUUCCGCUGCAGCCGAUGUGGACGCAUACACGCCCCACGGAGCUGCCCUGCAUUUGGACGCAUCUGCAGAAAGUGUGGUGGCGAAAACCACUUUGCGGUGCGCUGCAAGAGUGCCAGGAAAGUUUCUGAAGUCAGAAGCGGCGACCAUGAAGAUGAUUUUAACAUUCUCAACGUGUCAAACGGCAAGCACCAGCGGGACUGGAUGGUGCCUGCGCAAGUCGGUAGCACGCCCGUUUACCUCAAGGUGGACACCGGUGCCCAAGCAAACCUGCUGCCUUAUGGUACAUACCAAAGACUACGACCAAAAGCGCAGCUAAAGGCCAGCAACUCGGUGCUCCGCUCCUAUGUUGGAGAAGUCAUCAAACACCUGGGAAUCGCGACGCUAAAGACCACAAUAGGUGACCAAGUUGAGAACGUCGACUUUUUCAUCGUGAAAAAGGGGCGUCAAGCCAUCCUGGGGCUACACGCCAGUGAGCUGCUGGGACUAUUCACACGAUCCGUGAAUGUGGUAACAACCAACAGCAGCGAGCAACUGGCACAAGCUUACCGAGAUGUGUUCCAAGGGACUGGCUGUGUCAAGCGUGAAUACCGGAUGGUAUUACGAAAAGGUGCAAUUCGAAGCGUGCAAACGCCAAGACGCGUGCCUCUCGCGCUGCAAAAGCCCCUUAAAGAGGAGCUCGAAAGAAUGCUGAAGGCAGGCAUCAUCACCAAAGUAGAGGAGCCCACGGACUGGGUAAGUCCUUUGGUUAUAAUCACAAACAAUGGUAAACUAAGGAUCUGCAUGGACCCCAGAAGAAUUAAUGAGUGCCUGAAGCGUGAGCAUUAUCAGAUGCCGCGGCGUGAAGAUAUCGAGGCAGAGCUUGCAGGCGCAAAAUUUUUUCACAUUUGAAUGCAAACUCCGGUUUCCACCAGAUUCCGCUGCACGAGGAAACGUCUAGAAUAUGUAAAUUUGCCACACCUUUUGGCCGUUAUCGUUUCCUUAGGCUACCGUUCGGAAUCGCAUCAGCUCCUGAGGUCUUCCAGAAGACGUUGAACGAGAUUUUCGAUGGUAUUCCAGGCGCGCAAGUCUACGUGGAUGACAUGCUGAUAUGGGGCUCAACCAGACGGGAACACGACGAAAGGCUAAGGACCGUCUUGGAAGCGGCCCGCAAAGCUGGACUAACUUUCAAUCCCGAAAAGUGCGAAGUAGGUGUCACUGAAAUUUCGUUCCUUGGUGAUAUCAUCUCCCAGGCAGGGAUACGACCGAGUCCCGCAUCAGUCACCUGAGUUCUUAGCUUGCCACCGCCCACUGACAGGCUCGGGGUGCAACGAAUGUUAGGCGUCAUAAACAACUUCGCAAAGUUCGUGCCAGAACUCGCCGAAAAGACUCAAUUGUUACGCCAACUUAUAAAGAAAGACUGUUUUUGAAUGGAGCGAGAAUCACGCAGUUGAAUGGGAGCAGCUCUGCAAAUGUCUGAGUGGACAACCGGUGUUGGCAAUAUUCGAUCCUAAAAGAGACAGAAAAAUUACCUCAGAUGCUUCACAGAAUGGCGUA
Molecule: messenger RNA, 1782 nt
Organism: Dermacentor silvarum
Lineage: Eukaryota; Metazoa; Arthropoda; Arachnida; Ixodida; Ixodidae
Exons: 2
Coding region: 1-1137 (378 amino acids)
Source: RefSeq, a predicted model, not a curated record